AUGAAUUCCUCAAACAACGAAGAAAGCUAUUUGAUGCAAUCAGAUCAAAACCUCAAACUAAGCUUCUUACGAGAAGAACUUAUAGAAAUGAACUACGAUGUUAGAUUAUUCACAAAAUUCGUUGAAGAUCUAAAGCGGACAAACAUUGAUGAGUGGACUUUUGAUGAGCUUUCAGACUGUAUAUGGGCAUUUAAAAACAAAUACAAACCUGGGCAAACACUCGAAGAAGUUUUAAAGCUUGAAAAAGCUGAAAAAGAUAUAGAAAGAGAAUUAUAUGAAAUAAUCAACCAAAAGAAAAUUCAAACUAAAGAAAAUAAUGCAAAAAAUAAAGAAACUCCACCGAAACCUCCAAGAAAAACAGAAAAACCUGAAUUUCAAGCCUUUGAAUCUUCUCCAAAGUCUAAUAUAAAUCUUGAAGAGAAUUUUAUUGAUCAGCCAGACAUUAAAUCCUCGCCUGAAAAAUCUAAAGAAAAUAAAAAGAAAGGAGAAAAAAUAAACACUGAACCUGCUGAUUUAUAUAUACAAAUUGAUGAAAUACUUCAUGAAGUAGUUCCUAAUACACCACAGUUUUCAUUAUCUGACACAGGAUGCAAGUUUAAUACACUAAUGUCUGAUGAAGAUGAUAUUAUAGCAGAAAUUUAUGGAAAAACUGACAUUCCUGCAGAAAUCAUUGAAGAGGAAUUUCCUGAUAAGUCCUUAACGUCAAUAUCUGCAUUUAAUGAUUCACCACGAAAUUUACAUUCUGAACAAAUAAUAAUUGAAAAUAUUACCCCGAAUCCACACCCAACUCCUAUCACUAUGACUAAAUAUGAAAAUAAUGAAAAUAUCAGAAAAGAAGAUGAAGGGAUUUUACGUUAUUUUCAAAGUUUUACAUUAACAUUGGAGAAUUUCGAAGAAAAAUUAGAAAAACUAUCGAAUAAAAUGAUUGAAAUUGAAAAUAAAAUUGAUAAAAAUAAUAGUGAUAGCUCUGAAAAGAGCAGCGGCUUGAUAGAAACUGUAGAGGUAUUAUCAAAAGAAAUUGAAAAACUAAAGAAAAAUCAAGAGGCAUCUUUUGUAAGCCAAGUAAGUUCUGCUAACGAAAUUUUUGAAAAAAUAAGCUUAUUAGAAAAUAAAGAUAAAAACCGAUCGAAAUUAUUAGAAGAAAUAGGAAAUGAAAAUACAUCUCUCCGUGAAAAUUCAAAAGAUUUAGAACUAAAAAUUGAUAAAAUCGAAAUUGAUAUCAAAAAUCAGCUAAAAUCUUUUAAAAACUGCACAAUGAGCCAGAAUGAAAUUAAUGAUAUCAGAGAAUCCCAAUCAUCAAUUAACACAAAUAUUGAAAAUAUAUCAAGUGACCUUUAUCAUCUUAAUGAAGAAAUUAUAAAACUCCGAAACCAAAUAGACGCUCAUUCAAAAUCAUCAGUAAAAAUCUCAAAAUUGAGAGCUGAUCAAGAAAAAUUUUAUAAUGAAAUUAUGCAGAGAAUUGAAAGUAUUGAAGAAAAAGAAGCAGAAGUCAAAAAAAUCAAGACUUUUACUGAAGCAAUUAAAAACGAUUUUCAUGAAAAAUUGAAGAAUUUAGAAGAGAAAUUAAGGAGAGAGCAUGAAAAUGACCCUACAAAAGAAGCUACUUUAUAUUCUAUCAGCACAUUAGAAAAGAGAAUGUACGCCCUUGAUGAAAAAUUAGCAAGAGAGCUUGCUAGUGUUAGAGAUUUUUCUAUCUCAAAAAUGAAAGAAUCCCAAAUCCUUGAAGAAAGCAAGGUUAUAUCAGAAAAAGAAGACACAAUAAAUAUCUCUUUUUCUGAAAAUAAAACCAAAAAGCAAAUAUUUUUAGAAAAAAGUGACACGAUUUCUCCAUUAACUAUAUCUCAGCUUGAAAAAGAUCACCUUUCAAAGCCUCCCAAAUUUUUGAAUAAUCGAAAAAUUAAAAAUGAAAAGGCCUUUAGUAUAAGCCCUCAAACUCUAAAAGUUAAAAAAAUUGAAGAAGAAAAGGGAUUUAACGAAGAAAAUGAGCUAGAACCUACAAGAGAUUUGCCAGUUCCUAUAAAGAAAAAUCCAGAAGAAUCUUUGAAUGAAAGAAUAGCUAGGCUUGAAAAUUUAAAUAAAAGGACUAAUACUUCAGAAAAAGCUAGCCAGUCUGUAGAGAAGUCAGAUAUGUCAAUUUCUGAGGAUUUAGGGAAAUUUGUGCCUGGAGAAACUGAGAGCAUACUUGUUAAUACUAUUUUGGAGAAAGCUAACAAAACAAGGGCUACAGAAAAUUUUAAACAAGCUUUUAGGCCUACAAGAGGAAUUAGCCCUGUUUCUAACUCUUUUAAGUCGUUUUCACAAUAUAGCAAUAAGCCUUCUGGUGAUAGCAGUGAGUCUUUGCCAAGCCAAGAACUGCAAGAACAUUUAAAAAUGAGAGGAUUCAAGCUUCAGGAAAAUCGACCUUUUGUAGCACAACGUCAGAAAGAUUAA
Molecule: messenger RNA, 2430 nt
Organism: Blepharisma stoltei
Lineage: Eukaryota; Ciliophora; Heterotrichea; Heterotrichida; Blepharismidae
Source: the annotation of a GenBank genome assembly